Molecule: messenger RNA, 8008 nt
Organism: Xenopus tropicalis (tropical clawed frog)
Lineage: Eukaryota; Metazoa; Chordata; Amphibia; Anura; Pipidae
Gene: abhd2
Product: abhydrolase domain containing 2
Exons: 11
Coding region: 155-1435 (426 amino acids)
Cellular component (GO): plasma membrane
Molecular function (GO): acetylesterase activity; monoacylglycerol lipase activity
Source: RefSeq, a predicted model, not a curated record
GGAUGCACUGUGUGUAUGACGGGAGAGCAAGAGGAAGUUUCUCCUGAAGGAAAGGAAGAGACUGGUUAAAAGAGUAAACUGACCUUGUUACUGUGAGCUUUGAUUCUGCGUGUUUGGCUGUGUUUUGCUGGAGGCUCUCUUAAAUAGAGUCAAGAUGGAUGCGAUAGUGGAAACCCCUGAGAUGCCUGCUGUCUUUGAUGGAAUGAAAUUGGCAGCCGUAGCUGCUGUUCUAUACAUUAUUGUGCGUUGUUUAAACCUGAAGAAUCCAACUGCUCCACCUGAGCUUCUGUAUCAGGACACUGCUUUGACUCGCUACCUAUUGAAAUCUUGCCCCUUGCUGACCAAAGAGUACAUUCCACCUCUUAUCUGGGGAAAAAGUGGACAUAUCCAAACAGCCCUGUAUGGAAAGAUGGGCCGAGUUAGUUCACCAAAUCCAUAUGGACUAAGAAAGUACCUUACAAUGCCUGAUGGAGCUACAGCAACGUUUGAUUUGUUUGAACCAUUAGCCGAACAUUGCACAGGAGAGAAUGUCACCAUGGUAAUCUGUCCUGGAAUAGCCAAUCAUAGUGAGAAGCAGUAUAUUCGAACCUUUGUUGACUAUGCUCAGAAAAAUGGCUACAGAUGUGCUGUGCUGAAUCACCUUGGAGCUCUGACAAAUAUUGAAUUGACUUCUCCACGAAUGUUCACUUACGGAUGCACAUGGGAGUUUGGAGCUAUGGUAAACUACAUCAAGAAGGCCUUUCCUCAAACUAAGUUAAUCGUUGUAGGCUUCAGUCUUGGAGGAAACAUUGUUUGCAAAUAUCUUGGCGAGAAUCCAUCCAACCAAGAGAGAGUUCUGUGUUCUGUCAGUGUUUGCCAGGGGUACAGUGCAUCCCAUGCGCAGGAUACAUUUCUACAAUGGGAUCAAUUAAGACGGUUUUACAAUUUUCUAAUGGCUGACAACAUGAAGAAAAUCAUCCUGUCUCACAGACAUAUGCUCUUUGGUGAUAGCAGUAAAGUAAACCAAGUUUUAGAAGACACAGAUUUAAGCCGACUCUAUACAGCAACUUCUUUAAUGCAGAUAGAUGAUGUUGUAAUGAGAAAAUUCCAUGGUUACAAGACUCUUAAGGAAUAUUAUGAAGCUGAAAGCUGCAUUCGUUAUUUGCACAAUAUUCACAUUCCCCUCAUUCUGGUUAAUUCAGUGGAUGAUCCUUUGGUACAUGACAGUCUGUUAACAAUUCCAAAGACUCUUGCUGAAAAAAAAGAAAAUGUUGUGGUGGUAUUGCCUUUACACGGAGGGCACCUUGGCUUCUUUGAGGGUGCUGUUCUAUUUCCAGAACCACUAACAUGGAUGGACAAACUUAUAGUACAGUACUCCAAUGCCAUUUGCCAGUGGGAGAGACAUAAAUCUCAGUGCUCUGAUGGGGAGCAGGCUGCUGAGUCUGAUCAUAAAUGAAAUUAGCUCUUCAAUCGCCUUCCCAAAGAGACUAUAGAUUUACCUACAGAGACCAUACUUUUUAGGGGAAUCUUUUUACUUUUUUUCUGAUACUAUUUAGGGGUCUGCCCACUGUAACUCAACUUGGAAAGAGGCCAUGUCCCCACUGUGAGUCUUUCCAGUUCACACAGUUCUCUUUGGUUUGAUAUCUGCAGUGCUUUAAUUAGUAGUUAUUGUUUUCUUGAUGUAUUUCCCAUUGGGUGCUUCACUCACAUUUCCAUGUACAGGCAUAGUAAACCCUCUUUAAGUCAAUAUUAUAUGGAACUGUUUCUGUAGGAUUUGCUUAGAACUGAAUUCCAGCAAAUUGUUAAGAAUUCUGUGUGAAAGUUUUACAUAAUGGGCUGAAUGAAUAUAUUGUAUAUCUAUAUAUAGAUAGAUAGAUAUAGGUAUAUAUCUAUAUAUAAUAAUGUCAAAGCUAAUACCAGGUCAUUGCUUGUCGCACUAGCAGACCUUGACCGUGUUUCCAGAAGGACACUUGCUUUGUCUGGUGCCUAGUAAGCUUUAUGUGCCAGUGUGGGCUGCAAAAUUGCACAGUCCUCUUGCACCUUAGGGGGCAAUACUUGGUGUAUGUAUAUAUAUCAAGGUAAAGCACCAACCUACUGGAGGCUGAACUUAGUAUAGUGUUAGAAUUAUAUUAUGUUGUGUUUUCUUUAUUUUUUGACUCAAAGGGAACAACUGAUAAAGAAGAGGUUACCUUUUGAACCUUACUCUUUAUGCAGUGGAACCUGUAAAAGCACUUAUUUUAUUUUGUUCUGCAUUUACCAAAGCUGUUUUGAUAUUUAAGUUGCAUAGAUUUGUUCUCUAUAUUUAAUUUCUAAAUGUAAUAUGUUCUUUGGCAAAGAUUUAUCACCCUGUAGAGCUUUGCAUUUCACCCCACUUAUAAAUGUUCUCUCCAAGAAGAGUAAAGAAACAUUGGGUUGAUGAAUAAGCCUACUAUCAGAAACUGUAGCUAUAAGCCCUGUGAUAAGGUGGUAGGAGCUGGUUGCAUUCAACGUCUUUAUUUUAAAAGAACUUAUUACUAGGCCUAAACUGGCAAUCUUGUGGGUUCUGGCCAAUGGCCAAGUGGCUGCUGUAAGAUGCCAUAGACAGUCACUAUUUUUUGGGCCUGUGGGGGGCCGUUUGGUUCUCUAUGUACUUGAAAUGCUAGAUUGUCCUGAUUUGUUGGCAAUCUCCACAAGAUAGCAGACAGCCUGGUCUCCUAAUUAAUUGAUAUUUUAUUAAUAUCGACCAUAACAUUAUAAAGAAUACACCAAAAUUAUUUUUACCCAAGAUAAACAAAUAGCACAGAUAUUUUGAUCUAAGGAAACCUCAGAAAAUAAGGUUGUUGAAUGAGGUUAGGUCUUUCCAUUAAACUGAACAUGCAGUCUGCUUUGCUGCAUUUGAAUGACUGUAGUGCCAUUGAAUUCUAAGACUGCUUGUGUUAGUUUGCCUUUAUGUAGGGUGCCUAGUACAGCCCAUAAUCAGACAUAAUCCUCCUCCUUUAUAUAUGAUCUGGAACCUCUUUGUGGUGAGGAUAUGCCUUAUUACUCAUAUAUUUUUGUCUUGUUUUGCAAGACACUGCAGUAACCUAGUCUAACCAGGCAUAGUGGUUGUUUUUGUUUUCUAUUUGGUGUUGAUUUUUCAAUUGGAUAUCAGGUUCUGUACUUCCUUCUUUAGAAAAAGAAUGGUUAAUAUGGUCUGACUCUUUCUUAUUUACUGUUUAAAAUGUUCUGUGUAGUGUAUUACUCUUCCUUAAAUAGCCUGUAAUUUGUGAAGGCACGCAUUUGCUUAUAAUUAUAUACCUGAGUACAAGCUUCCAUACUGUUAGCUUCAGCUGAGGUGCAGAAUAGUUGUUCAGCAUUUAGCAUCACCAUUGCUGUUAUGACCUACAAAUUGAGAGUUUCUACUAAAGGAAUGAGGCCUUCUCUGCACAAUCACAAUUAUACAUCAAUUAUAAUUUAUGUGUAAUUGCAAAUAUGCAGCGUGCCUUUGCUAUUACCGGUAUAUUUAAGUGGAUAUUAAUGUAAUUAUAACUCAUAAUUUCAAAUGUGGUGUUUCUUUCUCAGGACUCCACCCUAUAAGAGACUUGUGUUCUCAGCCACACUUUUUUAUUUGCUCAAGACACCUUAAUAUUUUUUUGUGUAGCUCUAGUUUGAGAUUGGGCUGUAUUUUGUGACAUAAAAGGCUGGUCAUAUUUAGGGCGAUUAGUCACCACGACUUUUAAUUAAGACAGUCGCCGUUACUAAUCGCUACAAAAAGGCGUGGCGCCCCGUGUCUUCACCCUUAGAGUUCCAUUGGAAGGUUUGUGUUGCCUGCAGUACUGAAAGAAAUAAGGAGUCGCACAGUUUUGUUUAUUGUCCUGUGCUUUGUUGUAAAUGUAUAUGUGUGUAUGUAUAUACACACAUAUACAUUUAUACACAUAUACAUACUGUUCACUUGUUUUUCCAUAUCUAUAAACUCGAAGAGGCAUUUAUUCUGCCUUAAACUGCCAUACCCAUUAAAGAUAAAUGUAAUGAGCUGUAAGUGAAAUGGGAGAGCCAGAAGGGGAACAUGACCCAUCACACAAUGAUCUGGAGCUUGGGCAAGCUGUCUUCACGCGUAACUAGUAAAAUUAGAGCUGACGUGAUAGGAUUACCUGGAAAUGCUUUAAUUUUUUACAUGUUGCCAUUGGGAAUAAGCACAUGGAAACAAAAUAAAUCUGUGCUUGCGUUUGGCAGAUCUGCCUGUUCAUUACUUAGUUCUCCUGUGACACACUGAAACACCUGCUCGCUGCUGUACUGGCUUUGUUGCACGCUGCCCUUAUUGUGGCACGGACAUAGCCCACAAUGCACUCUGCUAAACUAUGUGCAAGCAGUUAAUUCUAUACAUCCCUUCCUUUCUGUUGCACUGGCUUAUACGUGGGACCUGGUCAUUGAUUGGUGUAAUGUUUGAUUCAGUAAUUGCAAGGUUUCUGCCCAUUGAAUUGGUGGUGCAACGUUCCAGAAUGACUAUUUAUUAGGUUUAAUAGUGUGUUUAUUUCUUUCAAUUUUGUUUGCAGCAGUGUUGAUUUUGUUUUUGCUUUCUAUUUACCCUAUUAAAGCCUGGUUCUUAACCUUGGGCACCCAUUUGUUUUUGGACUACAAUGCCUCUCACCCUUCAAUAUAUAACCAAAGGUUAAAGCAUGCUGGGAUUUGUAGUCCAGCAGUAUCUGGCCCAAGAUUAAGAAACGCAGUCUUAAAGCAAUCUGCCAUUUAACACUCAGGCAUAGUGCUGCUUCCGCAGACCAAAGUGUUAAUGGUUGGCCUGCAUUAAGGGUACUGCUGGAACAAAGACGGAAUUUAUACCUGUCCCAAGUGCACUGCUUAGUUUCUGCUGUGGUGAUUGUACCAUGGUGCUUGUUAAUGAAAUACAAGUCUGGCUGAUAGAUUGUGAUUCUGAGUGUUAGAAUUUUAUAAUUUUGCAUCUGUUGAUUACAGUGUGACGUCUUCAUAUUUGGAUAUAACUGCUAAGCCUUCAGAAAAGGGUACUAGCCAAUGUUUCCACUAUGGGAUACACUCAUUAAUUUAAGAGCAGAAAGCUAAAAUGGUGCUCAGAGAAAUGAUAGCAUUUACACUUACCUGGACCCCCCAUGUCUCUGCAUAUACUUUUAAAAAGUUAAUUUUUACACACAAUGGGUAAAAGGAAAUAAAAUGGGAAACAUUAGUAUGAGCACUUAUAAUAAGGCUUUAUUUUAGCACUUUUAUUUGUUUAUCCAAAAGUAACAAAGUUUUCCAGUUUCCCUGGAUAUUAUGAUACCUAUAGUUUAACAUUAAGCACAUGGGCAGUUUCUCCUAAAGCCCUUCAUUGGGCAAAGGCAUUUUAUCCAGGCAGGAAGAUGAACUGAUGAUGCAUUUGUCCCCCUUCAGGGGAUAGUUUGUGGUGUUGUAAAAUAUUUUUAUUCAAGAUUAAAAUUUGUUUCUGGGAUGAGCAACAUGUGUUCCUACAGAUAUUGCUGCACUUCAUCACUCAUUGUCAGUGGGAUUCCAGAGCUAUAGGUCAGUAUGACUGAGAGCUGCAGGUUGCACUACGCUGCCCUGUUUUAUAAACAUUAUAUUAUUGGCAAACCUACUACACCUGUCUAUCUAGUUGUCAGGAUCCUUUGCAAAGUGAAAGGGCCUCACACAUAAAGGGUAACCUAACGUUACUUAGCUUGAAUUUAUAAAAUGAUCAGGCUGAGUACAGUUGUGUUUGGUGCAAAGGUGUUUUUUUUGUUCCUCUUUUGCCCCUUCUUAUACCCAAAAACUGAGAUCUUUCUAUGUUUAAUAAUCCUGAGUUUGAAAAGUAGCAGUAACAUACACGACUUGUGCCCUCACUUUUGUAUGAAAUAGCUGCUAGGAUAAAACUGUACAUAUUUGUCCCUAGGCAAGAAAGCAGUUCCCAGAUAUAAUUUAAUAAUGCAAAAUGCAAAUACGCAAAAGGCACAAUACAUGAACCAGUGAUAUUGAACUUAGACUGUAAGAAUAUAGAGUUUUAUCAUUCUAAUAAAGACAAUGAAUCUUUGUGUGUAGCUGCUGUUAAUUUGACUACCUAGUGAGAUAUACAAUAUUGUGUGCACAUUUCUAUUGUAUUUGUGUCAGCGCAACAUGGGCCCUUAGUUUGUGGCAUAUUUGCCUUUCAUGACUGAUUGAAGGAUCUGAUUGUUUCAUGUUUUUUGUCUGAAUUAAAGGCGCACACAAGAGAGAGAUUAGCCUCUUCUGAGACAUUGUGGGGUUGGACUGAAUCAUUUGUUGAAGCUGUUUAGAUGCUGGUGACUUUCCUAAACCUUUCCAGCAAUGUUUUUUUUUUUUUUUCUUUCAUAAUAUUAAUGUUGAGUCUCAUCUCACUGAAUACAAUCACAAAAUCAAGUUCUCUGACCAAUGAUCCAACUCCUCCUCCUAUUUUUUGUUUGUGUUUGCGAUAUGAUUGUAGCCUUGUUGUAUUUCUCUAAAACAUUACCUCCAUGCAGUUUUGUUUACAGAAUUUUUUUGUGUGUGUAGUUUCUAAGUUGGCAAAACCAAGGCACCAUUGUUCUGGGCAAUCAGUUUUUCUUACUUUUGAUAAAUGCUUCAAAAUGAUCGGUUGGUGAUUUGGCAUCUUACACAGUAGCAGUGCUGUCCAAAUUCACAGUGUGUUUGGCUGCUAUUUAUUCAUUAAAUGAACCAUUGAUAUUAGUAUAUAUUAGUAGAUGGAGCCAUUGAAUAAGCAGGGGGCUAGUAAAGAAAAUCCUUAGAGGCUGUAUCUAGCUGUAGUCCAAAGGAUCAACUAAUCUGAUCAACCAUUGUGUGGCCAGUUUUUAAGGUAAAUGGGGCUAAAACAGUGGUGGACAUUGACACACAGGGAGUGGCCACGGAUGGACCUUUAUCGAAAAACGUGAAUGUUUUUGCCCAGAGUUCUGCCUUUGACAGCCCCGUGUGCGUGAGCCAGAGCUCUUUUUCAGUAAAUGAUGUUAUGAGCAGUGACAGACUGUUUUUUGCCAGACAAAAGUGAUAGUGAAAAUGCCCUGUGUGCCAUUGACCUAAGGUUUAUAGAGGCAGGUAGCCCAGUAUGUGCCCUCUCGCUGAACACCUGAUGCAUUUGUACAUUCGCUCUCCAUUAUUUUUGUUCCAAAUUUUUUUUUUUCGACUUGAUAAUUAGUUUUUAAUAGGGCAGCAUUUAUGGCAGUUCAAAAGAAGCCUUUGAGGACAUGCCUAAAACAUUGGGAGAUUUUGCUAAAGGCAUCUAACCCAUCACAGGAUUUCAGAGAGAGAAACCAAACUCUUCACGUGGAAAAAAAAGUACUAUGAUAAUUUAACAAAAAUUGGAAUUUCCACUUGCAUUUCUGCGCUGUUGCCACUUCUGCAAGUUUGUUCUGUUUUUAGGGGAAAUAUCCAUUAAUUUCCAGCCUCAUUGGCAAGUAGGGAAAAAGCCUUUUUGGAGCAAGCCAUAUCUGUAGGUUUUGUUGAGGUGCUGUCUUUCCAAACUGCCACCAUCCUUACAACGAUAUUCCCUCAUCUCACCUUCCCCCCUUGCAUAUUACAUAAACAACAUUCAAUAGACAUUACAUUAUUGCUAAUUAACCUAUACAAGUAGCGCCUUAUAAUUGAGGUGAUAUAUACAUACAACGUAAUGUUCUAUUACUCUUCCUCUGUUUUCUUUUCCUCCAACACGACUGCCUUACUACGCACUAAACAAUCAACCUGGGUGCAGAAGUGUGCAGCUGGAUGUGAUUCAUUUACUUGGUUGUCUUGCUCCUGAUCAUUAAGGAAAAACACAGGAUUUCUUAUCCUAUUUUGAACUGAAAUGCUGCCCUAGAAAGGUUUUAGUGCAGGCCUAGGUCUUGUAGAGAUUGAGAAUUGCAACUAACAAUGCAAUAUAUAUUCUAUACAUUGUAAAAAAAAAAAACAAAAAAAAAAACGAUUUACUUUAAAAAUGUCUAUUUUCUUUUACUUACUAUUCAUUUUUGUUACUUUGAUUUUGUGAUCCUGAAAAUGUUCACUGCAAUCAGAAAAUUUCAAUUUGUUAACUCUGACCUUACAGAAAUGAAUAUAUGAAAAAUAAAAAAUAAAAAAGUUUCAUGUA